Messenger RNA from Rhagoletis pomonella (apple maggot), 11275 nucleotides. RefSeq names its product protein lava lamp. The record is from RefSeq and is a predicted model, not a curated record. Bases 275 to 10753 code for a protein of 3492 amino acids. Lineage: Eukaryota; Metazoa; Arthropoda; Insecta; Diptera; Tephritidae. The transcript is spliced from 10 exons.
CUAAAUUGUUAUUAAAUUUACUUUAAAAUAUUGUCAAAAGGUUCAUACACCAGUAGCGCAUAAAAUUGCGUGAUUUGUUGCAGCGCAAAUGCACGAAAAUCGAAUAAAGUGAACUACACAGCGAAAAAGAUAUAAAAAGUACAUGUCGAAUUCAAACAAGAAAGUGCUGCAGGUAUUAGGUUAUAGCUAUAGUAGUAGAUAGCACUAGCUGGAACAGUGCAAUUAGUGUAACGAAAAACGAGUUAAAAUCGAUAAGGUCGAAACGGGAAAAAACAUGUCCAACAAUGACGCAAAUGAGCAGGCCGCACAUAUCAGCAAUCUACAGGAGAGCUUUUCCAAGCAACAGAAAAAGAUUUCGGCGUUGAAGGAACUUGUACGUAAAUCCGAGGUCGCGCACGGAAAAUCUACUUCAACUGCGCAAGAAAAAGUCAAAAACAUUGCCCAGCGUUUAACACACCUUAAAAUAAAAGCGCGUUCACGUCAAAGCCCGCCGGCUAAUACUCCAACAACAGUACAGGAGAAUGUACCUACAAUUGUGCCAAAUGAAGCGAGUGGGCCGUUGGUGGAGCAAGAGCAACCGCAACAACACCAAGCUCCUCAUUUAGGGCACUCGCUUUCCUAUGCGGAGCCCACAGUUGGCGGUUCUCCGCAUUUUACACCGUUAAAGGCCCAGCAACGCAGCGAGUCCAGCAAAUCACUUUCGAGUAGCUCCACGCCAGGUAGCGAAAAAGUGUUGCUGCUUCGUAAGCAAAUGGAACAGAAUAAAUUGUUAAUGGCACAGCGCGCAUCAAGUAAACAACAUUUGGAGCAGCUCGUUUCACAGCUGAAGGAGAAAUUCGAUACGACGCAACAAUGCUUGGAAGAUACAACAGAAUUGGGCAAAUCAAUGAGUGAUCUCAGCGCAUUGAUGGUGCGCUCACCCGCGUCUCGUGAGCGACACAAAUCGGCCACAGAUUUGUCUUCACAGCCGUUCUCUUUGGAAAAAGAGCGCAUAAAGUUCCUCGAAAAUCGUUGCCGCCUACUAGAAAAGCAACUUGAGAAAGAGCGCCAAGCGCACGGACACCAAGAUGUAGCAGUUGCUAACGAAUCAGCAAAUCAAAAGCGACUAAAGGAAUUAGAAAACAAAGUGGUGGAAUUGGAAAAAGCACUGCAAGAGCGUCAGCGCGAAAUUGAUAGCAAAAUGGGUGAGACUAAGCAUUUGGCCGAAGAAUUAGAGCGCACACGCGCUGAGUUAAAUGCUAAAGACGAAGAACUUUGUCUAAUGAGAUUGAAACAGCGCGACAAUGCAAAUGAACUUUACGAAUUAGCCGAUUUGGAGAAUAACGAUAUCGACAGACUUCACAUACAAUUAGCAGAAAAGAACACACGCAUUAAUGAAUUGGAAGAGAUCAACGAUAUGCUAGAGUCGACACGCUGUGAUCUGUCAUUGAAGAAUAAUCAAUUUGAAGAGCAAUUGCAUCAAAUGAAAGCCGAACUGAAUACAGCAAAUGAAAAGCUACGAUCCUUGCAGGAAGAAUUUCAGCGCACUGAGGGAAAAUCUGCUUCCCUGGAGGAGACAAUCGAGAAGUUGCAGAAUUCCACUGAAGCAGUCAUUGUAGAAUCUAAAAGUGACAGUAAAACCAGUCUCCAGGUUAACGAGGAAAUGGCUAAACAGAUACAGGAGCUUUGUGAUGAACGUGAUAAGCUGUUGGAAGAGAAUCGUCAGCUGAAAGAAACAAUCAGCGAACAAGAGAAGCUGGAAGUGUCUGACACCAGCAUCGCUGAGAAAAUUGUCGCACUAGAAGCAACAAUCGAGAGCCAACGCGCAGAUCUUAAAGACCGCCAGACCGUGGUGAGCCGCUUAGAAGAGGAAGUAAUGGAAAAAACCAUCGAGCUUAAUGUGCUCAACGAAAAUUUCAAAGUACUCGAAGAAAAGCUCGAAACCAGUAGCAAAAGCAAGUCAUUGUUCUCUACAAGUGGUGGUGAUGCAGCAGACAACGCAGAAUUACAAGCAGAAAUACAACAACUGAAGCAAAAAUUAGACGAAUCUAAUAAGGCUAUGAUAAAAUUGAAAUUAAAAUGUAAACAAACCGAGAAACAGGUAGAGAAGUUGAAGAAGAGCUCCGAUUUAAACGCUGAAAUUGUGCGUUUAGAAGCAUUGAACGAGGAAUUACAGCAAAAAAUCAUUGAGUUAGAAGAUGAGAAGGGCCAGUGGCAGUUAACUCAAGUAGACGCUGCUGGAAAAUCACCUGACACUGACCGCAUAAAUGAGCAGCAAAAGGUUCUUGCUGAAUUAGAAGAACAAAUCAAAACACAAACGGAAACAAUUAGGCUGUUAGAAGAGGAAAAAUACGAGCAGACACAGCGCCUUGAAGAAGCAGAGAAAAAGCUGUGUGAUUUGCAAGAAAAAAUCAUCAGCAAGGAAGGUGAAGAAAGUGCGCGCGUUAAGUCUGAAAUGUCCGAAAUACAUUUGGAGGAGAAAGUAGAAGAGCAGGCCCAACAGCUACAGCAGCUGGAGGAGCGUUUGUCUAAUGCGGUCGCCGACGCGGAAGAACAGAAGCAGAAAUUGGCUGAUUUGCAGGAACAAAAGCAAACUGUUGACAAGAAAUUGCAGAAUUAUAUGGUCGAAAACAUGGAACUUUUGGAUAAAAUUGAAAAACUCAGUAAAUCGUCAUCCUCAGCCGAAUCAAUUGAAAUUGUUGAACGGUUAACGCAGCAGGAGCGCGCCGAAAUCGACGAAUACAAUAAGCGACUUGAUGAAAACGUAGUCAGUUCUGUAAAUGAACUCACCCAAACUGAGCUGGCGCCUGAGCUUAGCGAUAGCCUCUGCAAGUUGCGCGAGGAAAGCUCUGAGUUGAUGAAUAAAAUUGAACUGUUUACAACAGAGCGCCGCGAAGUGCUGGAACGCAUGGAACAUUUAACCGCCGAAAAUCACGAACUCGUACAGAAAGUUGAAGAACUCACGCGCGAAAAGGACGAAAUGGAGACGAACGUGCUGUUGGCAAAUGACGCCAAAGUAAAGCUGGAAGAGCGCGUCAAGGAGCUGAGCAAAGAGAAAGAUCAGCUUGCCGUGCAAGUAUCUGAAUUUAAGGUGCAAGGCAACCAAAUCUCACAAGGACUCUCAUCGUUGCAAAAGUCCUCGGAAGUAGUUGGUGCACUCGACAGCAAGCAAGAUGCAGCGCUCUUUGAAAAAUGUGAAAAAUGUCUCACGAAUUUGAAUCAUGAAUUGGAGAUCUACCGCAGGGCUAGUGAUAAAAAUUCCAAAAUCCUCGCUUCUAAGAAGUUAGCUAAAGAAGCCAAGAACGCACACACACAGCUGAGCGAAUUGCUGCAGAAGGUAAAAGAGGCCAGCACAGCGGUAGAAACAGUAACUGUAGUGGAGACAGUCGUCGCGGUGACUGCGCCCAAUGGCAAGGCGUUGGCAGAAUACGAACAACUGACCACGCAAAACAGGCUUCUCAAGGAAACAAUCGAAGAGUUGCGUCGAGAACUGAGCGAAGCGCAUGAGGGUGAUGGCGCUGUUGCCACGGUAGAACCAACACCAGCAGUGGCGCCAGUAGCAGCGCUGGCCGAGGAUCAAACAGCUAAAGAGGAACGUGAAAAGCAAUUGGAGGAGCUCAAAAAAUAUGAAGAGCAGUGUGUGGAAUUGCAAUCGAUCGUGGAGAGUUUACGUUUGCAGUUAAUAGAGGCACGCACGGGGGGCGAAGAGCGGAGCGGCGAAAUAACGCAAUUAAAUGAAGAGUUGAAAGCGUUAAAGAAGACGGCAAGCGAAUUUGAAAACUUGCUAAAAGAAAAGGAUUUAUCACACGAAAUGGAGGUUAAGGAGAUAACGCGUUUGAGAAAGGAGUUGGAAGGCAAAUGCGAUACCUACGAGGGUGAAAUGAACAUUCUGCAAACGCUCGUCACUGAACAGAAGCAACAACUCAUAGAAGCCUACAAGGAGCAUGAGCACGAAAACAACAUGAAGCUCUUAGAGCUGCAGGAGCGCGACGAGGAAAUAACGCAGCUACGCGGCGAACUCAAAGAACUAAAGCAUUCGCUAGAAUCCGCAGGCGAUCAGUUGUCCGAAGAUCUCCGCAAGGAGUGCGAGAAACUGCGCGAAGCACUGAAAAUAAAUAAGAACUUAGUGACCGAGCAAGUCAAUGAGCUUUCAAAUAAGCAAGAAACCAUCGAAGCGCUAAAUCAACAAAUAAUUGACUUGUACAAAUCUAUGGAGGAGAAUGCAAACAAAAUCAUUGAGAAAGAGGAUGAAAUCAACGACAUGAAAAACAUUAUCGACCGCAAUACUAAAGAGCUGGAGCAUUUGCGCAAAGAUAACGACGAAGAAAAGUCGGUAGUUGACAAAUUAUUGAUUGAGCUUCAUAGCCAUCGGACCACCGUUGAGCAGAUACCGCAGCUAGAAAGCGAUGUGCAGCGAUUGCAGCAGGAAAACCAAAGAUUGGAUCAAAGCAAUAAGGAGCUUGAGAAACGUAACAAAGAACAGCUGGAGAAACUGAAGAAAUAUGCAGCUAAUUUGAAGAAACGCGCCACUCAAUGCCAAGAGUUGGAAGCCAAAGUGAGUGAGCUGGAAAAGGGUAGCUUGGAAGCAAUGCAAACCAAGCAACAAGAUGCAAGCCAUGAGCAAUCGUUGGCAGACACAGUAAAGAGCCUGGAAGAACAAGUCGAAAGAUUGAAGGCACAACUCGAAGCAAAAGAUAAGGAAGCCGCAGAGGCAACCGAAAUCGGUGGUCAUUGGAAAAGCCAACUUGAGCAAUUGGAGCGUUCCUUGUUGGAGAAGAACAGCGAGAUAGUACAGUUGCAAGUGGCGCUGGUCGAUGCGCAAGACCAAGCCUCAGGUUGGGGUGACACUGAACUGGAGAUGCCCAAAGAGAAUAACGAAGAAAACGAAGAGCUAAAGAAGAAGUUGGAGGAAAAGACACACAAACUGCAGGAGGCCGAAGCAGAAAUCUACAGCAUGCAGGAGGAAUUGAUACAAGUGCGCGAAAGCGAGCGCGAAAAAUAUUGCGCCAUCAAAGACAUACAGGAAGCGCUUGCGCAUAAGAGCGAGUUGGUCGCACAACUCCAACAGCAAAUGCAGAGUCAUACGCCGGCCGGCAAUAUCACUCAAGCGCUCGAAGAAAAGGUGAAAACAUAUGAGGAACGACUGCAAACGCUCAACGAAGAGCUCAAAGCAAAGUCACUAAAAUUCGAAAAAUCAAAGGCGGUCAUUAAGGAGCGAAACAAUCAGAUACAACGUUUGCAGGCGCAACUGAAGGACCUUCAAGACAAGCUGAGCGCGCGUCCCGAAGAAGAGUACAUUGGCUCGCCUCAGCGCAUCGCAGCUCUGAGCGCAGCGCCACCACCGCCCGCGCAACUUCAAGUGCCUAAGGAGGUCUACGACGAACUACAGGCGGCCUACGAAAAGUUGAAUGAACGCUUCAAUGCAGAGCAAGGCACCUUCCAGGCUACCAUUAGCCGUCUGGAGACUUUGCACGACGGCAUACAAGCUAAGCUGCAGGAGAAUAUGUCCUAUAUUGAGACGCUAGAGCAGGAGAAUAAUGCUUACAGCGAGAAAAUUUGCAGACUUGAGGAGGGCAUUGCCACUUUCGAGGAGCGCCGUGCCUCAAUGGAACGCCGCACGAAUAUACUUUGUGCACAAAUGGAAACACGUGAAACCGAGCACGAGAAAGCAGAGGAUGAGCUCAUCUACCGGCUGAAUAUGCUCUCCGAGCACGAUGAUGUCAUCGCUCAGCGCCUGCUGCAGACGCAAGAAGAAAAAGAUGAACUUUUGGAUCGCAUCGAGCGCAUACAAUCUGAGUUCAACCAACUCAGCAGCAGCUAUGCCAAAAUGGAAAAAGAAUAUCAGCUAUAUCGCGAACAGAGUGAGUCUACCCUUGAAACAGAGACUCAAACGCUACGGCAACAACUCACCGCCGCACGUGCCGAAGCGGAACACCAGCGUAGCGUUUACGACGCCAAGCUGGCCGCCAAAACCACUGAACUCGAUGAGCUAGAAAGUGAAUUAAGUGAGCAAUUAUCCAAAAUGAAUACUGAGAAGCGCGCCACGGCAGAAGGUCUAGAGCGCGCACGGGAUGAGUGCAAUGAGCAGAAAGAUGAGAUUGUGCGGCUGAAAGAGUCGAUAAGCGCUUUGGAGCAGGCCAAGCAGGAGCUGGAGCGGGAGGCAACUUGGCUGCGCAUGCAAAAUGAAGGAAGUCAGCAGGAUCAAUAUGACUUGCAGGAGCUGCGCAUGCAAACAAUGCAGGACAAAACGGAAAUUGAUAAUUUGCGCCAUCAAAUCGAAACGCUGGCGGCCAAUCAUGAAGUGGAGCUGCAGGCGCUGCGCACGCAGAUCUCCGAAUUGGAUACCUUGCGCAUGCAGGUUGGCCAAAACCAGACAGACGAUCAAGUCUUCAUCGAAACGGAGAACAAGCGCUUGACAGACUUACUUGCGGAGAAGGAAGCGAUUAUCGAAAAUUAUCAGCGCCAAAACUUGCAGCUACAGAUGUCAGCCGCCGCCGCAGCACAGUCACAAGCGGUUGCAUCCGCAACACAGCAUGAUCCACUUGCCUUGGCGUUCGGCUUGACACCACCUUCAAGCGCCGCCACGCCAUCAACAAGUCAAUCAGCUUCGUCAGACGAGGAAAGCGCACGGCUGCAGCGCGAACUGCUGGAAAAGAAUGAUCAGAUUGCACGACUCCAACGUGAAUUGACUACAGCGCAAUCCGAAUUCCACAAUGUGCUCGAAGGCAAUCAUGAAUUGCAGCGACAGCUAUUGGCGAAGAACCAAGAAAUCGAAAAUCUGCGAAACUCCAACUACAACACCCCCACAGCCGCUGCGCUUUUUGGCCAGCCGACGCAACAGGACGUUAUACCAGCGCCUCCGCUCUUCUUCUCCACCGAACAAGCGGUGCCAUCAGCCUUCGAUGAGAUCGUGCAAGUGCGUACAGUUGAAAAUCUCGAGAGUAGCAGACGCGUACGAGGCGCUGACGAUGUAAACAGCACACUCGAGCAACCCACAAUCGAAGAUCUGCAGCGCAAUGUGUCCGAUUUGGAGAAACAUGCGCAGGAUCUCGAGAAUAAGUUGGCCACUCGCAAUCAGCGCGAGUUGGAAAUUGAAGAACGAUUGCGGGAGAAUCAGCGGGCAUUCGGUGAAUUGGAACGACAACUGCGGGAGCGCACCGAAGAGCUCCAUGCUGUGCGCACUGAAUUGCAGCAGGUGUUGGAUGAAAACGUGGCGCUUAAGCAGGCGAACGCGGUUGCGUUACAGCAAGUCGAACAGUUGAAGAGCAGCAGUUCAGCUGCAGAGCACACACUUUGUGAGCGUGAUGAGCAACUGAGAGCGCUGGAAAACAGUUUACAACAGAGCCAGGCCAACAGCGACAGCCAGGCAUCUGAUUUGAUGGGCCUAGGACAAUUGCAAGGCAACUUGGAACAGUUGCAAACAGUGUUGCAGCAACGGGACGACGAGUUGGAGCAGCUGCGGCGCGCACUGGAGGACGAAAAGACGCUGAAAGAGCGCACCUCAGCGCUAGAGAGCCAAAUUAUACCAGAUUCAUUAGCGAACUUACAGUUGGAUGGCGUGCCGAAUCCAGUGCCCACACUGGAUAUGUUCUUCGGUGGUGCUGGCGGCGCUGGAACUGAUUUCGAGACUCUAAUCAUACCACCUGUAUCUAACGAGCCUGUAGUAGAAGCGUCAAUUGUGCCCGAAAAGGCGUAUAUUUGUCAACCACAAGGCGAGCAGACUGUGCACCGGGAAGCAAAAACGUCUGCAUUUGAUCUGGAUGCUGAUUGGGGUGACGCGUGGGGUGCGCAAGAAGCUGCUGCUGAAGCGGAACACUUCUCCAAGACAACAGCUGCCAGUUUAGGCGCAGCUGUGUCUUUAGUGCCGCGCGAACAACAACUGGAACUACAAUUGGCCGAGCAGGCGGAGCGCAUUGCUGAACUGCAGCUAUCGGUCGAGCGUUGCGAGCAACAAAAGCAAGAGUUGCAGGUGAAAUCCGGCAAGCUAAUGAAGAAACUCAAGGAGUAUAAGACAAAGAUCGAUGAGUUGCAGAGCAGCGCGACAAAUGCGUCAGCUUCAUUCUUCGACUUGGACGCUGCCAUACAGGAUGAACUCAAGGCGCAAAUUAAGCAAUUAGAGGAGCGCUUGGAGGAAGAGCGCAAACAGCAUGAAUUGCAUGGUGUAGAGAAAGAGAAAUUGCUAAAGCGCAUCGAUGUACUGACGGCUGGCAGCGAACGCAUGGCCGAAAUGAAGGAGCGCCAAGAUAUGGAAGUGCAAAUGUAUCAGGCGAGAAUACAGGAACUGCAGGCGAAGGUGAAUAAGUUGGAAGAUUGGGGACCAGAUGCGGAGCCAAGUGCAGGAGCAGCAGAAGAAGCAACGUCGCAGCAACAGGCAGACGCACUGUCGACUGCAUGUGUUGCCAACAACAUUCAGGCCCAGCCGUCGGCGCUUCCACCCAGCUGGGAAACAGAGAGACAACAGCUCAGCCAAACUAUCGCUGAACUUACUGCAGAAAUACAAGACAUCAAUGUGGACCGUCAAGAACUGCAAGCGCUACUGGAAGAUGAAAAAUCGAAUGCACUGCGCGCAGAGGAAGCUCAGAAGGUACUACAGCAGCAGCUAUCCACUCGCGAUAGCGAAUCAGUGGUAAAUGCAAGCGCAGAGAAGACGAAAUACAACGACCUUAAGGCGGAGCAUCAGCAGCUGCAAGAAAAGUAUAACACUUUGCAUGCAGCCUACGAAGAGCAAACUGGGGAGUUGAAUCGCUUGAAGGUGCGCGAAGAGCAACUCAGUGCUGCCUUACAGGAGGCAGAGCGCAACUUGGCAUUGAGACAAGCGUCGAGUGCACGAGAGGAACAACUGAAAACAGAGCUGUCUAAGGCCGAAAGCAAUUUAUCACAGGCAAAUGCUGCGCUGACACGGCUUGAAGCCGAUCUCGAUGCAGUUCAGACGCAGUUGCUGGAACUACAAACGAGAAACGCCGAGCUAUUGCAAGCAAACGAAGAGCUUCAAAAUGCUAACGCAGCGACGGCUGUCACAGUAAAUGCAGAAAUCCUCAGCAAUGAGAAUGCUCAACUGCGUGCACAAAACGAAGCCUUAGAGCAGCGCGUUAAACAGCUCGAGGAAGUUGCUGCGCACCAAGUGUUGAACUCAGCCCCAACAACUAGCUUCAACGCAGCGCCAACCAGCAGCGUCAACGUUGAUGAACUCAAUGCGCAAUUACAAGAGAAGGAAUCCGAAAUAAUGCAUUUAAAGCAGCGCAUUGAAGACUUGAUGCGCGAAGACCAAACCGAGAAGCUUGUGCUGGAGAUAUUAACAAAGAACCAGGAGAUACACAUGCUGAAGAUGCAAGUGAAAAAUCUGGAGGAUGAGAAGCAAGAGCUGGAGCACAACCUCUCCGUGCAGAUCACAAGCGAGAUGCAAGCUAGCAAAGGUGGCGUCGAGAGCGAGAAUACGAAGCUGCGCGAACAAAUACAGCAACUGGAACUGCAGCUGGAAGCACUGCAGAGCGAAAAGCGCGACAUGGAGGAGGAACUGAAGGUGCUGAACAACCACGUGCUGAGCAGUCUGGAGAACGAGGACAAGCUUAAAGCGGCGGCAUUGCAACUGGAUACGCAAAACAUUGAAAUUGCCGAACUGCGACGCACAAUCGAAGCACUCAGGGCUAGCGGCAGCCCUCCGGUGGCAGAAGAUGGCGCACAGCCAGUGGACUACGCCGCUUUGAAUGCCCAGUGGGAGGCGAUUGUCGACCAGAAAUGUGGUGAAAUCGCUAAGAUGUGGCGUGAGCAUUUAGAGCAACGCGAGUCCGAAUUCAAAUUGGCCGAGUCGCGUUUGCGCGAGCAGUUGGCCGCCCAGCGUCAAGCGCAGUCGCACGACCAAGGAACGCAACACGUUGUUUCCGCUGAAACUACGGCCACAUCAACCCCCGGCUCGGUAUCAACCACGCAGUCGGGCACCUCGUCGGGCGCCGCCUCCAAGGAUGGUACACCAUUGCGUCACCGCAUCAUCAACGAGGAGCACGAAGCCGAUGCUGAUGCCAUCAUUGAGAAGAUGCAAGCGGCGCUGGAAAGCCAGGAAAUGGAGAUUGUCACGCUGAAGGAACAAUUGGCAAUACGCUCAGCAGAGUAUGCGCGCUUGGCGGCGCAAUACGAUCCAUUCAAAUUACAGAACACUUCCUCCCACAGCGGCAUUAGCGGUGGUGUCACAGUUGAGCAGCGCAGAGGCGCGGCGGUAAGUAGUAAUGAUGCUUCGCUCGUGCCGAAAUCGGAGCUAGAUUUCGCGCUAUAUAUGCUACAUCAACGCGACAUGCGUUGCGAGGAAAUGACGUUGGAAUUGGUAUCGUUGCUGGAGGAGCGCGACACCUUGCAGCUGAAACUGUCGAAUACGCUGCGGCAGGUGGAAGCCCACAAAACGGCUACGAAUUACGUAGAGCCCUCUAAUACGUCAACAGACAGCGCUGCGCUUGCGUCACCAACGACGGCGACUGCCAGCCAGACGCAGCGUACAGUGGUUAGCCCAACUGCUGCUGGUUGUGACUCAGCCGAUGAAUUGAGCCAAAAAUUGUCUCAGCUGCAAACUGUCAAUCAUUCCAAGGACAAGGUGAUUAAAGAGGAACGCGAUCAACGCAUACGACAAAUGGAAAAGAUACAACAGGAUGUGGCCAAAAUGCCGCCUGCUGCUGUCUCUGAAUUAGUUGGCACGGACGCAGCUCAAACUGGCCAAUCACCAUCAUCUGUGCUACUAAACUGGCUGUGGGGUAAUAAGCCAGAUGCUGGCAAUUCAGCGCCACAUUAAAGCAAUAAAUCUACAACAACAAUAUCGACAAUAUACGAACCUAAGCGAACCAACACUGCUUUGAAUUCGUUUUAUUCAUUAAGCUGAUUUGGUUCAAAAUACCAAUGCGAUAUUCAGGUGUCUACCCUUAUGCACCUACCCACAUACGUACAUAUGUGCAUCAAUAUUUAUGUACCCCCAAUAUUUUUGCAACAACAAUACGUUGAUGAAUUGAAAUUUAAUUAAUGUACCUUACUUUGUCCUAAAUACUAAAAAUUUAUUUACCAAACUGUAAUAAACGAUUGUAAAUAACACAGAUAAACAGAUGUAAUGCAGUUCUCUUUUUUAUUUUUUUUUUAUGUAUGUAUGUAUGUAUGCAAUUGCUUAAUUCGAAAAACGAGUAUCUAUACGAAACAUUCAUUCUUUAGCCUAAAACUUAUGCGUAUGUAGUAGUAAAGACAAAGAAACUUAAGCUGUAUUUAGAAAGUUAUUGGAACUAUAUUGAAUGAUAAUGAAGAAAUAUACAGAAAUUGUUAGUAACUA